AUGCCAAAUGGUCUUAUAACCUUGGAUUUGGUCCGUAACCUUGGCUUGGAGGAUCGAGUCCUGAUGACCUCCAAAAACUCAGUUGCUGCCCAGAAUAGGUUUAUUUACUACCCAGAUCAUCUUGUGCGAAUGCCUGGGCCCGGUUCCUCGUUGCUCCAAACCAUUUUGAGUGUUUUGUCCGAGCCUAUCUUCAAAGGUACUAUUUCCGGGGCCUUGUCAGAGGUCGCUAAGCCCCGACGUCCAGAGGAUCUCCAGGACGAGUCUAUCGGUUCCUUUUUCACUCGGAGAUUUGGCUCUGCUUUGGCAGACAAUGUAGUGUCUGGUGUUUUCCAUGGUAUCUACGCUGGUGAUAUCUACAAGCUCAGUGCUCGGGCAAUACUGCCAUCACUAUGGGCAAUUGAAUGGCGAAACAACUCAAUCAUGAAAGGAUUACUAGAAGAAGCAAUUGGAGGGAUGCGGCCAAUUGCUACAAGCGAUUUGGACUUGAUAAAGACACUCCAGAGCCAGCCUAUCACGUCUGACAAGCUAGAAGUCGCUAAGAAAUCUAGCGUAUACACGUUCAAGGGCGGGAUUGGCGAAUUGGCUGACAAGCUGGAGGCAAAGCUCGAUGAGAGUGAUAAUGUCCUCAUACUGGAAAACACCGAUGUCGGACAAAUCAGGAUAGUGUCAACUGCGGCUGGCGAGAAGAUCCAAAUAAACGCAAAGGAAGCUUCAAAUCGAGAAACGACGGACUACGAUUUUGAUCAUGUUGUAUCUACAAUACCCGGAAAUAAGCUUGCCAGCAUCGCAUCUCGAUCACCUAUUACUAGUCUCUCACCUUUAUCUCGUACCUCUGCUGUCACAGUCAUGGUCGUAAAUCUCUUCUUUUCGAAUCCUAAAAUCCUCCCAGUCCACGGUUUCGGUUACCUGUUGCCUCGGUCUGUGCCAUUCGAACAGAAUCCUGAAAGGGCGCUUGGUGUCGUCUUCGACUCUGAUGCCAGUAUCGGUCAGGACGAUGUACCGGGCACCAAAGUGACCGUGAUGUUAGGUGGGCAUUGGUGGGACGACUUCGACGCUUAUCCCGACGAGGAUGAAGGGGCUAGCAUGGCGAAGGCACUGCUAAAGCGCCAUCUGGGCGUUAACGAGGAGCCUCGAGCCAUCAGAGUAAGUCUGCAGCGUAGUUGCAUACCUCAAUACGGCGUUGGCCAUGAGGCGCGGAUGGAGGAUGCCAGUCUUCGCUUGGACUCCUUCAAAGGUAGACUCAGAGUUGCUGGAAAUAGCUAUACAGGCGUGGGACUCAAUGACUGCAUAAGGGCUGCUAGGGAUGUGGUCAAAGGUCUCGUUGAUGGUACUGGAACGACUGGACUCGAAUCUUUUGUUGGCGGGAAGAAGUGGUCGUGGAUAAGCGAGACGAGUUGA
This is a messenger RNA of Letharia lupina, 1398 nucleotides long. RefSeq lists its product as uncharacterized. Gene Ontology annotation, cellular component: mitochondrial inner membrane. The record is from RefSeq and is a predicted model, not a curated record. Gene Ontology annotation, molecular function: protoporphyrinogen oxidase activity, oxygen as acceptor. NCBI's taxonomy places the organism in Eukaryota, Fungi, Ascomycota, Lecanoromycetes, Lecanorales, Parmeliaceae. Gene Ontology annotation, biological process: heme biosynthetic process. The transcript has 3 exons. The coding region runs from base 1 to 1398 and encodes 465 amino acids.